Sapajus apella (tufted capuchin) is the source of this 2098-nucleotide messenger RNA. It is a transcript of the gene ARSK, whose product is annotated as arylsulfatase family member K. Bases 207 to 1817 code for a protein of 536 amino acids. NCBI's taxonomy places the organism in Eukaryota, Metazoa, Chordata, Mammalia, Primates, Cebidae. The record is from RefSeq and is a predicted model, not a curated record. The transcript is spliced from 8 exons.
AAAAAGCUGGGAUUUCUCUGUUGCGCAUGUGCGCGCUCUCAGCCUGAUGGGAGUUGUAGUUCCGAAGGUGAAGCUCGGCGUUACUGUCAGGAAACCAAACUGCAAGCUUUGGGAGUUGUUAGCUGUCCCCGCCCAGCUCCCCGCUACAGAGAACGCCAGAGGGAGGCGGCUGGCCCAGCGUCAGGCUCUUAGAACCUGUACCCGUGAUGCUACUGCUAUGGCUGUCGGUGGUCGCAGCCUGGGCGCUGGGGGCACCGGCCCCUGGAGCAGGAGAGCAGAAGCGUGUAGCAGCCAAAUCCCCCAACGUGGUCCUGGUCGUGAGCGACUCCUUUGAUGGAAGGUUAACAUUUCAUCCAGGAAGUCAGGUAGUGAAACUUCCUUUUAUCAACUUUAUGAAGGCACGUGGGACUUCCUUUCUGAAUGCCUACACAAACUCUCCAAUCUGCUGCCCAUCACGCGCAGCAAUGUGGAGUGGUCUCUUCACUCACUUAACAGAAUCUUGGAAUAAUUUUAAGGGUCUAGAUCCAAAUUAUACAACAUGGAUGGAUGUCAUGGAGAGGCAUGGCUACCGAACACAGAAAUUUGGGAAACUAGACUAUACUUCAGGACAUCACUCCCUCAGUAAUCGUGUAGAAGCAUGGACAAGAGAUGUUGCUUUCUUACUCAGACAAGAAGGCAGGCCCAUGGUUACUCUUAUCUCUAAUAGGACUAAAGUGAGAGUGAUGGAAAAGGAUUGGGAGAAUAUAGACAAAGCAAUGAACUGGUUAAGAAAAAAGGCAAUUAAUUAUACUGAACCAUUUGUUCUUUACUUGGGAUUAAAUUUACCACACCCUUACCCUUCACCGUCUUCUGGAGAAAAUUUUGGAUCUUCAACAUUUCACACAUCUCUUUAUUGGCUUGAAAAAGUGUCUCAUGAUGACAUCAAAAUCCCAAAGUGGUCGCCUUUGUCAGAAAUGCACCCUGUAGAUUAUUACUCUUCUUAUACAAAAAACUGCACUGGAAGAUUUACAGAAAAAGAAAUAAAAAAUAUUAGAGCAUUUUACUAUGCUAUGUGUGCUGAGACAGAUGCCAUGCUUGGUGAAAUUAUUCUGGCCCUUCAUCAGUUAGAUCUUCUUCAGAAAACUAUUGUCAUAUACUCCUCAGACCAUGGAGAGCUGGCCAUGGAACAUCGGCAGUUUUAUAAAAUGAGCAUGUACGAAGCUAGUGCACAUAUUCCGCUUUUGAUGAUGGGACCGGGAAUUAAAGCCAACCUGCAAGUAUCAAAUGUGGUUUCUCUUGUGGAUAUUUACCCCACCAUGCUUGAUAUUGCUGGAAUUCCUCUGCCUCAGAACCUGAGUGGAUACUCAUUGUUGCCAUUAUCAUCAGAAACAUUUAAUAAUGAACAUGAAGUCAAAAACCUACAUCCACCCUGGAUUCUGAGUGAAUUCCAUGGGUGUAAUGUGAAUGCUUCCACUUACAUGCUUCGAACUAACCACUGGAAGUAUAUAGCCUACUCGGAUGGCACUUCAGUAUUGCCUCAACUCUUUGAUCUUUCCUCAGAUCCAGAUGAAUUAACAAAUGUUGCUGUAAAAUUUCCAGAAAUUACUUAUUCUUUGGAUCAGAAGCUUCGUUCCAUUAUCAACUACCCUAAAGUUUCUGCUUCUGUCCACCAGUAUAAUAAAGAGCAGUUUAUCAAGUGGAAACAAAGCAUAGGACAGAAUUAUUCAAAUGUUAUAGCAAACCUUAGAUGGCAUCAGGAUUGGCAGAAAGAACCAAAGAAGUAUGAAAGUGCAAUCGACCAGUGGCUUAAAACUGUUAUGAAUCUAAGAGCAGUUUGAACAAAAAGUUUAAAAAUAAUGUUCUGGAGCUACAUAUAAAUAUCAUGAUUAUGAAUUUUAAAUAUAACAAUUUUGGUACCAAUUUUUCAUCACUUUGAAAGCAGGUAGUAUAUUUUAAUAUAAAAUGCCAAUGAUUAUAAAAUUACAUAUUUUCAAAAAUGAUUAUUAUUUAGACCUUUGUAGAGCUUCUAACAAUUUAGUGGAAGUAUCAAAAAGAUUGAAGCAAAUACUGUAAAAGUUAUGUUUCAUUAAAUAAUAGAGAAUAUAAAAUAUUUUAAUAA